AUGGCCUCUACAUCGUUCGAACCGCGAUGGGGCUGGCCCUCUGCAACAGACAAGACAUCCGAUGACAAUCACAGAACCGACGCGCCAACACCCCCGACACCCGAGGAGCAGACAUCCGGCGCUGCCGGCCCCUCGGACACUCCAUCUCCACGCCCGACCCCUACACAGAAGCAACGGCGCUAUAGCCCGCGAACUUGCCGCAUCUGUCUCGAGGUCGUCAAUCCCACGACGGAGAUUGACGAUUCGUUCGCAGGCCGGGUCUUCUCCAACAAGACCCGCGUGCGUUAUGUGUCCGAGGACCCGGAGCUCGGCCGCCUCUUCAGCCCUUGCAAAUGCAAAGGCUCGCAGAGGUAUGUCCACGAGGGGUGUCUGCAGGCCUGGAGGAACGCAUCCCCUCUGUCGGACCGGAACUACUGGCGCUGCCCAACCUGCCACUUCGAGUACCGCCUCGAGCGCCUGCGCUGGGGCCGUUGGCUUUCGAGCCGGCUCCUCCGGGUCUCCCUGACCCUUUCCAUCAUGGUGGCUACCAUCUUCGUCCUUGGGUUUAUCGCCGACCCUAUCCUCGGUUUUUGGGAUGAUCCGUUUGGUACCAUUGUCGGGGGGCUCAUGGAUAUCGAGUUUGAUGAACCGGUACUGAGGGAUGAUGGGCCGAGCAGCUGGGCUGGCCACUUUAUGAGAGGGUUUCUUUCUCUGGGGAUUCUGGGUUUUCUGAAGACCAUGUUCUUCAUGUCACCGUUCAAUUGGAUCAACAUACGGUUUGGUGGUGCGGGUCGUCGGAGACGGGCGGCCGGCAGAGACAGGAUGGAGUCAAUCAACUGGGGUCUUGUUCUUAUUGGAGUGCUGACCUUUUUGGGAGCAACGUGGAAGUUUGUCAACCAUCUCAUGGCCAAGACCCUCGAGAAUGCCAGGGAUCGUGUCGUGGAUGUCCAGGAGGACGAGCCCGACGAAGACGAAGCCGACGAGGAUGCCGUACCUGGUGACACGGCACCCGGGGCAGCGACCGACGAGUCGAGAAAGGAUAAGUAA
Molecule: messenger RNA, 1026 nt
Organism: Chaetomium globosum CBS 148.51
Lineage: Eukaryota; Fungi; Ascomycota; Sordariomycetes; Sordariales; Chaetomiaceae
Exons: 2
Coding region: 1-1026 (341 amino acids)
Molecular function (GO): zinc ion binding
Source: RefSeq, a predicted model, not a curated record